Molecule: messenger RNA, 456 nt
Organism: Heterocephalus glaber (naked mole-rat)
Lineage: Eukaryota; Metazoa; Chordata; Mammalia; Rodentia; Bathyergidae
Source: RefSeq, a predicted model, not a curated record
AGAAGUCAGCGCUACUUUGGGGGCGUUCCCUCCUCCAGCAGCGUCGCUAGCCGAGUCAGAACCCGGGAGAGCCUUAGUACGCAUGCGCUCGGAGGAGCCGCAGGGGAAGCCGGGAGGAGUUCCCCUGUGUGUGUUUGUAAGAUAUUCCAUAAGGUGUCUGCCUAUGAGUUGAAUUGCUGGAUUAAAAGGAAAUUUCUUCACAUGGCUGCUGAAGAAGUGACAAUUACAGUUCGCCUCAUUCGUUCAUUUGAGCAUCGCAAUUUCAAACCUGUAGUGUAUCAUGGAGUUAAUUUGGACCAAACUGUAAAGGAAUUUAUAGUAUUUCUAAAGCAAGAUGUUCCUUUGAGGACAAGCCUGCCACCACCAUUCAGAAAUUAUAAGUAUGAUAAACUAAAGAUUAUUCAUCAAGCACAUAAAUCAAAGGUAUGUUCCACCUGCAUAGUAUCUGGCACAUAG